AUGAUCCCGAGGGUCCUCAAGAGAUCGAGGCCUUACAGCAGCAGCAACACAAAGCUUCUGGACCUCCCCAGAGAUAUCCUUGUCGAUAUAGUUCUGAGACUGCCCCUGAAAUCAGUUUCUUCCAUCCGAUGUGCCUCUAAGAGGUUGAACAACAUAGUCAACAAAAUUUUUGUUGCACAGUACACUCGGCGUCUACACAAUACUCUUCCUACUGGUGAAGUACCUCAACUUAUGCUUCUUGCUAGAUCACACGAGGGAAUCAAAACAGUAACGAAGACCUUCCACCCACUUCAAUACCACGGUGGCAACACCUUGAAUAUGAAAGAACAUGGAAAUGGCUCAGAGAUCAUAGUAAGCCAGAAGUGUACCUACGAGGUAGGUUGUGUUUUCGGCAACUUGAUUUGCUUUAAAGAUGUCAGUUAUGGAGGUCCGAGCUUCUUGUUGAAUCCUCUAAUGGGAGAAGUUCUACGGCUUCCGGCUAGUAAGGUGCCAAUCCCAGCCUCUAUUAGAUGUCGCCGUGAGCUUUUUGACUGGCUUGCUAUGGGAUUUGAUGACACAACCGGCACGCACAAGAUUCUUCGUGUUUGCGGUAAUUCACAGUACAAGAAUUACCUGGUGGCCCAAGUACUUGUAUUGGGCACAGAUUCAUGGCGAGAGAUACAUGCAGUUCCUCCUUGUAAUUUGAGCCACAAAAAUGCGUCUGCAUGUGGAGACAUGCAUUGGGUGAUUGACAAACAAUCGAGAACUAGAGUAAGGGGAGAAAGUAAUAUAGUUUCCUUCGACUUCAAGAAAGAGGAGUUUUAUUGGACUUCUCAUCCCAAAUUAAGAAGUCAGUUCUCCGACUUGAAUUUGGUUAAUCUGAAAGGACGCUUAGCAAUUUUGGAUGCUUGGUUACAUAACCAUGGCUUGUUCAUCGAGAUAUGGGUGUUGAAAAAUUAUGAAGUGAAAGAGUGGGUCCGAGAGUACUGCACAGAAACCAAAUUUGUGUUUCCUUGUUUUACGGGUAGUUUUGGUGAAUGGGAACAUGGUAUAUUUUUCAAAGAUGCAAUUAGCAGGGGGUUUCAGAACAGAUCUUGUGCAAUGUUUUUGGAUCUAAGAGGUAGUAGUGUUCAAGUGGAACUGGUGAAGUGUCCUAUAACAUUAAUGCAAAACUGGACUAUCAUCAGUUAUACUGAGAGCCUAAUUUCCCUAAAACAUUACGGCAAUUUGGUUGAAGCGGAAGCAUGUGAUGAGUACCGGAAGCAGCUUGGUUUCUCUGAAAAAUUAUGGCUAAUUGAUUAG
This is a messenger RNA of Rosa rugosa (rugosa rose), 1281 nucleotides long. Its product is annotated as F-box protein At5g65850-like. Lineage: Eukaryota; Viridiplantae; Streptophyta; Magnoliopsida; Rosales; Rosaceae. The coding region runs from base 1 to 1281 and encodes 426 amino acids. Gene Ontology annotation, molecular function: protein binding. The transcript has a single exon. The record is from RefSeq and is a predicted model, not a curated record.